Messenger RNA from Euleptes europaea (tarantolino), 2088 nucleotides. Its product is annotated as zinc finger protein 850-like. The record is from RefSeq and is a predicted model, not a curated record. Lineage: Eukaryota; Metazoa; Chordata; Lepidosauria; Squamata; Sphaerodactylidae. The transcript is spliced from 3 exons. Gene Ontology annotation, biological process: negative regulation of transcription by RNA polymerase II; regulation of cytokine production; regulation of immune system process. Bases 1 to 2088 code for a protein of 695 amino acids.
AUGUCCGAGGGAGAACCAGAACACUUCCUAUUUGAUGAAAAACAGAAAAGAAACAGUGAAUCAGAACGGAAGAUGAGGAACGAAUGCUCUACUUCCCAGGGUGCUGAAUCCCAGGUGUUUGCUUCACACCAAAGAAUUAACACAGGGAAGAAACCUAAUAAACAUUUGGAGUGCAGCAGGAGCUUUGCUUGGGAGGGAGACAUUACUGACCAGCAAGAACUCCACACAGGGAAGAGACAUAAAUGCCUGGAGUGUGGAAAGAGUUUUGCUCAGAAUUGUACUCUUAAAGUUCAUAGACGAAUCCACACUGGGGAGAAACCAUAUAAAUGCUUGGAGUGUGGGAAGAGCUUUACUCGCAGUUCAAGUCUUAUGGCCCAUCAACGUAUCCACACUGGGGAGAAGCCAUAUAAAUGCUUGGAGUGUGAGAAAAGCUUUUCUAGGAGAACAGGUCUUUGGGUCCAUCAAUAUAUUCACACUGGGGAGAAACCAUAUAAAUGCUUGGAGUGUGGGAAGAGCUUUCUUAAGAGUUCGCAGCUUACUGUACAUCAAUAUAUCCAUGGUGGGGAAAAACCAUAUAAAUGCUUGGAGUGUGGGAAGAGCUUUUCUAGGAGAGUAGAUCUUAGGGAUCAUCAACCUGUCCACACUGGGGAAAAACCAUAUAAAUGUUUGGAGUGUGGGAAAAGCUUUGCUAGGAGAAACGAUCUUCGGGCCCAUCAACAUAUCCACACUGGGGAGAAACCAUAUAAAUGCUUGGAGUGUGAGAAAGGCUUUGCUAGGAGAAUCGAUCUUAGGACCCAUCAACGUAUCCACACUGGGGAGAAACCAUAUAAAUGUUUGGAUUGUGGAAAGAGUUUUGCUUGGAGAUCUCAGCUUACUAGACAUCGACGUAUCCACACUGGGGAGAAACCAUAUAAAUGUUUGGAUUGUGGAAAAAGCUUUGUUUGGAGUUCACAGCUUCCUGAACAUCUACGUAGCCACACUGGGGAGAAACCAUAUAAAUGCUUGGAUUGUGGAAAGAGCUUUGCUCGGAAUACACAGCUUAAGAUCCAUCAACGUAUCCACACUGGUGAGAAACCCUAUAAAUGCCUGGAGUGUGGAAAGAGUUUUGCUCAGAAUUGUACUCUUAAAGUUCAUAGACGAAUCCACACUGGGGAGAAACCAUAUAAAUGCUUGGAGUGUGGGAAGAGCUUUACUCGCAGUUCAAGUCUUAUGGCCCAUCAACGUAUCCACACUGGGGAGAAGCCAUAUAAAUGUUUGGAGUGUGAGAAAAGCUUUUCUAGGAGAACAGGUCUUUGGGUCCAUCAAUAUAUUCACACUGGGGAGAAACCAUAUAAAUGCUUGGAGUGUGGGAAGAGCUUUCUUAAGAGUUCGCAGCUUACUGUACAUCAAUAUAUCCAUGGUGGGGAAAAACCAUAUAAAUGCUUGGAGUGUGGGAAGAGCUUUUCUAGGAGAGUAGAUCUUAGGGAUCAUCAACCUGUCCACACUGGGGGAAAACCAUAUAAAUGUUUGGAGUGUGGGAAAAGCUUUGCUAGGAGAAACGAUCUUCGGGCCCAUCAACAUAUCCACACUGGGGAGAAACCAUAUAAAUGCUUGGAGUGUGAGAAAGGCUUUGCUAGGAGAAUCGAUCUUAGGACCCAUCAACGUAUCCACACUGGGGAGAAACCAUAUAAAUGUUUGGAUUGUGGAAAGAGUUUUGCUUGGAGAUCUCAGCUUACUAGACAUCGACGUAUCCACACUGGGGAGAAACCAUAUAAAUGUUUGGAUUGUGGAAAAAGCUUUGUUUGGAGUUCACAGCUUCCUGAACAUCUACGUAGCCACACUGGGGAGAAACCAUAUAAAUGCUUGGAUUGUGGAAAGAGCUUUGCUCGGAAUACACAGCUUAAGAUCCAUCAACGUAUCCACACUGGUGAGAAACCCUAUAAAUGUUUGGAUUGUGGAAAGAGCUUUGCUUGGAGUUCACAGCUUAGGGUCCAUCAACGUAUCCACACUGGUGAGAAACCCUAUAAAUGCUUAGAUUGUGGAAAGAGCUUUGCUUGGAUUUCACAACUUAGGUACCAUCAGUUUACCCACACUGGGGAGAAACUUUAA